CUUCUCCUCGCGCCUGGGCGGCCUGGUCCGCGGCGUCACCGCCCUCACCUCCAAGCACGAAGAAGAGAAAUUAAUCCAGCAGGAACUGAAUAGUCUGAAGGCAACUGUUUCUGCUCCUACUACAACACUGAAAAUGAUGAAGGAAUGUAUGGUGAGACUUAUAUAUUGUGAAAUGCUUGGAUAUGAUGCUUCCUUUGGCUAUAUACAUGCAAUCAAGCUAGCCCAACAAGGAAACCUCUUAGAAAAAAGAGUAGGUUAUCUGGCUGUGUCUUUAUUUCUCCAUGAAAGUCACGAAUUGUUGCUUCUCCUGGUGAAUACGGUGGUAAAGGAUCUUCAGAGCACUAACCUGGUAGAAGCUUGUAUGGCACUUACUGUUGUCAGCCAGAUUUUCCCUCGAGAGAUGAUCCCAGCUGUUCUCCCACUAAUAGAAGAUAAACUCCAACAUUCUAAGGAGAUUAUACGAAGAAAAGCUGUGCUGGCACUGUACAAAUUCCAUCUCAUCGCUCCUAACCAAGUGCAGCACAUCCACAUUAAGUUUCGGAAAGCGCUUUGUGACAGAGACGUGGGGGUCAUGGCUGCUUCUCUGCACAUAUACCUUAGGAUGAUUAAGGAGAAUUCGUCUGGAUAUAAAGACCUGACUGGGAGUUUUGUAACAAUCUUAAAGCAAGUAGUUGGAGGAAAGCUCCCAGUAGAUUUCAAUUACCACAGCGUGCCAGCACCAUGGUUACAAAUUCAGCUCUUAAGAAUACUAGGACUUCUAGGAAAAGACGACCAAAGGACAAGUGAACUAAUGUAUGAUGUUCUUGAUGAAUCCUUACGAAGAGCUGAGUUAAAUCACAAUGUCACUUAUGCUAUUCUGUUCGAAUGUGUUCAUACAGUUUACUCCAUUUAUCCCAAGGCAGAAUUACUUGAGAAGGCUGCCAAAUGCAUUGGAAAAUUUGUUCUGUCACCUAAAAUAAAUCUGAAAUACUUAGGACUGAAAGCUCUUACCUAUGUUGUCCAGCAGGACCCCAGCCUGGCUCUUCAGCACCAGAUAACCAUAAUCGAGUGCUUAGACCAUCCUGAUCCAAUGAUUAAAAGAGAGACUCUGGAACUUCUUUACAGAAUUACAAAUUCACAGAAUGUAACAGUUAUUGUCCAGAAAAUGCUUGAAUAUUUACAUCAGAGCAAAGAAGAAUAUAUCAUUGUCAACUUAGUUGGCAAAAUAGCUGAGCUGGCUGAGAAAUAUGCUCCCGAUAAUGCAUGGUUUAUUCAGACAAUGAACGCUGUGUUUUCAGUAGGGGGAGACGUAAUGCACCCUGACAUCCCUAGUAACUUCCUGAGACUGCUAGCAGAAGGUUUUGAUGAUGAAAUGGAAGAGCAGCAGUUAAGACUCUAUGCAGUUCAGUCUUAUCUCAAUUUAUUAGAUAUGGAAAAUGUAUUUUACCCACAGAAAUUUCUUCAAGUUAUGAGUUGGGUGUUGGGAGAGUAUUCUUACCUCUUAGAUAAAGAAAAGCCAGAGGAAGUUAUAAGCAGGCUGUAUAAGUUACUUAGGAAUCAGUCCGUUUCUUCCGAAACGAAAGCCUGGUUGAUUGCUGCAGUGACCAAGUUGACAGCUCGAGCACAGGCUUCUGAUACAGUGGAGAGGUUAAUCGAGGAAUUUUCCGCGUCCUUGGAUACAUGUAUGCGACAGCACGCAUUCGAAUUGAAGCAUUUGCACGAGAAUGUGGCAGUGAUGAGGAGCUUGCUUCCCGUCAGUAAGAGCUGUGAAGACAUGGUGGUAGAUGCUUCCUUAUCUUUUCUGGAUGGUUAUGUGGCUGAAGGACUCAGCCAGGGGGCAGCACCCUACAAACCUCACCACCAACGCCAGGAGGAAAAGCUUUCUCAGGAAAAAGUUCUCAACUUUGAGCCAUAUGGACUGUCCUUCUCUUCAUCUGGUUUCACUGGACGGCAGUCUCCGGCUGGCAUUUCUCUCGGUUCAGAUGUAUCUGGGAAUAGUGCUGAGACAGGGCUGAAAGAGGCAAACGGCUUGAAGCUGGAAGGUGUGAAGAAACUGUGGGGGAAGGAGGGCUAUCUUCCCAGGAAGGAGAGCGCAGCGGGGCAGGAAGUGGAGGCCCCUCCCGGGGCCCCGGGGAUCUCUGCCUCGGAGAACUUAGACCGCGUGGCAGCCAGAAGGACUCAAGCUCAGGCCCUCACCCAGUCUAAAGAAGAGAAGGAGAAGCAGCUGCUGGCGUCGUCGUUGUUUGUUGGGCUAGGAUCAGAAAGUGCGAUCAGUUUGUUAGGAAAAGCAGACACCGUUUCUCAUAAGUUCAGAAGAAAAUCAAAAGUCAAGGAGGCCAAGAGUGGAGAAGCAAGCAGUGCCCAUAAUCUGACUUGUUCUUCUCUGGAUUCUCUGUCAAACACGGCUUGUGAAGACAACGCUUACUUGACUACACUGCAGGAUGGAGAAGAUGCAAAAUCAAAGGACUUUCCCCUCAGCUCAGAGCUUUCGGAUUCAGAGUCCUUGUCCGAACUGCCUUUGGCUGAGAAACUCUCCGACUUCAGCCUGUCUGCACCUUCUUUGUUUGCUGACAGCGACAUGGAAAUUUUUCAGCCCCUUUCGUCUGCUGCAGCGUCAGUGACCACAGACACCACCUCAGCCUCUUGUUUUUUGGAAGAAACUACAGAGGACACAUGUUCAGGUUGUGUGGAGGUCUGUAGUGAUGAAACUGUGUCUGUGUCCUCCUACAAACUCUGGAAAGAUGACUGUUUACUGAUGGUCUGGUCAGUCAGUAGCAAGAGUGGUUCCGAGGUGAAAGGUGCUAACUUAGACAUUUUUCCUGCGCAAAACUUCAAGAUCAGUAAGCACCCUGGAUGCUGUUUGCCUGUAACGGAAGCAGGAAGCACCAGAAAUUUUCAGUAUAGCCUGCAGAUGGAAAAGUCUUUUACAGAAGAGAAUCUCUCUGGUUUUGUCAAUUAUCAAAUGGUGGAUACUCAUUCUGUUCAGCUGGAAUUUUCUGUAAACUUAUCACUAUUAGAUUUCAUUAGGCCGUUAAAGAUCUCAACUGAAGACUUUGGUAAACUGUGGUUAUCCUUUGCAAAUGACGUGAAGCAAAAUAUAAAAAUAUCAGAAUCUCAAGCUGCUUUGCCUUCUGCCCUAAAAACGCUACAGCAGAAACUGAGGCUUCAUGUGGUUGACAUCCAAGGCGAUGAAGGGCUGUUGGCCUGUCGGCUGCUUCCGUCCACCUCCAGCCUCCUGCACUGCCGAGUUCAUGGCGACGGAUUAGCACUGUGGUUCAGGUCCUCCUGCCCCGCUCUUCUGGACUAUUUAUCCUGUCAGUGUCAAAAGGCGAUGGAGGGGUCCUAGCAGAGCCUCUGCACCCUGUCAAGAUGAAUGGUUUACACAGAUAAACUUAAUCACCAAAGCUGAAGAACUCGUACUUCUCUUGAAAAUGGGGAUCAUUACAAAUUGUGAAUUAUGUGUUUUCCUACAGAUUCUCGGUCAAGAACAAUCCCCAAGAAAGUUUAUCCUUAAACUUUACUCAGGAUUGUACAGUAUGUUUGGGUCCAUAAAAGAGACCUAAGCUAAUGUUAUAAAAUGCUAAUGAUUUAUAUAUCCCUUAGUAUAGAGGUACUGAAAAAUAUUUAUUUUGUUAUAAAUAAUUUUAUAGCAAGUUUACUCUAAUACUAGCUAAUUUGUAAUAAAGACAAGACCCAGUUCUCUGUAUUGAUGGAGCAGAGACUUGAAAUGGAUCAUCCCAAACCUAACCAGGGGCUUGGCUUUGGAAUGCAGUGUGUUGUGCAUCUGUGUUUUGCUUGGAUGACCGUUGACCUAGGUUGGCAUAGCUCACGCUCGCGGUUGUAGGACAUCCACAAGCAUGCUGGAUACUGGGGAGAGAGUCAAUCUGUGGUAUAUUUUGUACUGUGGACAAUUUAUAAUGCAUAAUUCGAGAUAAUUUGGCUGUAAAAUUUUCCAUUUCAAAACUUAAACUGAAUCACUGUAUUCUUAUUUAAAACUAGAGCAUUUGCAACCUAUUUCUGUGUAGACACAGACCCCUGUGAGAAGCACACAGAUGAAAAGGGCUUUCCGAGUGGCUGGAAUCUCCGUCAGUGGUCGCUGGGGAGAUAUCAGGGCUGUCUGCCUCGGUCUUUGAAUCUUGUCCUCAGGGAUCCAGCUGAAGCAGUGACUGGCCGAGUAGACCACGUUCACGCUGCAGCUCUGCCUGUGUGGGACGGAAGAAGCUCUGCCUAAUCUGAGUGAUGGACCAAAACCUGAAGCAUGUACCUCAGCUAAAGUAGUGUUUUAUAGACCCUUGUGGUGCUGCAGAAAAUAGUCCUUAAUUUGCAUCUUCUGACAUCACCACGGAGACAGCACGGGUAACAGUGUGAAGUCAGUGCCGCAUCUCCACUGGGCAGCGUUCUGCUUGUAAAUCACCUCGUCACUCGUGCCCGGCACAGGCGCCGCGAGUGUCUCGGCGAGGGAGCUUUCAGGAGUCAGUGCUGUGCACAACACAAAUGCACUGUUUUGGGACUGGUUUUUAAGGUACACGUUUUACUUUACUUUUUUUUUGUUUUUUUUUAGUUUAUGGGUACAUUUUAGGUCUACAGUACAGUUA
Fukomys damarensis (Damara mole-rat) is the source of this 4574-nucleotide messenger RNA. It is a transcript of the gene Ap4e1, whose product is annotated as adaptor related protein complex 4 subunit epsilon 1. Gene Ontology annotation, biological process: receptor-mediated endocytosis; intracellular protein transport. The record is from RefSeq and is a predicted model, not a curated record. The transcript is spliced from 21 exons. Bases 134 to 3325 code for a protein of 1063 amino acids. NCBI's taxonomy places the organism in Eukaryota, Metazoa, Chordata, Mammalia, Rodentia, Bathyergidae. Gene Ontology annotation, molecular function: cargo adaptor activity. Gene Ontology annotation, cellular component: AP-4 adaptor complex; membrane coat.